Messenger RNA from Owenia fusiformis, 3879 nucleotides. NCBI's taxonomy places the organism in Eukaryota, Metazoa, Annelida, Polychaeta, Sabellida, Oweniidae. The record is from the annotation of a GenBank genome assembly.
AUGGAAAUUCGGAAGAAUUGUUCACUGUUGCUAUGUACAUUAGCAUACGUGAUUCUCCUAUGUCGUUCACAAAAAGAGUGCAAAGACGGCACGGUUGGUAGUCGUUAUAGGGGGACGAUAUCAGUAACAGCGCACGAUAACCCGUGCCAAAGAUGGGAUUCGCAAUUUCCUCAUCCACAUAGGACGAAUCCUUUAGACCUACCAGACAGAAGUUUAACAGACGCCCAGAAUUUCUGUCGCAACCCCAAUGGGGAACCCUUUGGUCCUUGGUGUUACACCACAAAUCCAUACAUUCGUAAACAAUACUGCGAUAUACCUCUUUGUGACUGCAAACAGACAGAAGUUGGCCGAGAAUAUGUCGGAGUCAUGGGCCGGUCUAAAAACGGAUACCGUUGUCAGAGAUGGACUUCUCAAACUCCACAUAACCACUCCCAAUACGACCACACGCACUUCCCAGACAACUCCGUCGCGGAUGCCCAAAACUUUUGCCGAAACCCCGACGGCAAGCCAGGUGGACCCUGGUGUUUUACAAUCCUGCGAGAUAUUGUUUGGGAUUACUGUGAAAUACCAAGAUGUGAAUGCAGGUAUUCAAACCAAGGGUGGGAAUAUAUGGGUAAUCGAGCAAUGACGUCGUCUGGGUUGCCAUGCCAAAGGUGGGACGCGCAGAGUCCUCAUGAGCAUUCCUUCACGAAUACUUCAAGAUUUCCAGAUGGUGACAUCACCAAGGCCGGUAAUCUGUGUAGGAACCCCGACUCGAGUAAGCCCGGGGGUCCCUGGUGUUUUACUAUGGACCCGAGGACCACAUGGGAGUACUGCAAAGUACGAUUUUGCGAUUGCAAGUUAAGGUAUUGGGGUAUUGAAUACACGGGCAAGGUGUCCUACACUGCAGAUGGGACGAAAUGUCAACGUUGGGACUCUCAAUCCCCCCAUCCGCAUGAUACAUACCCCGAGGAUCUCCCCGAUCUCUCCCUUACAAGAGCAGAAAACUUUUGCCGAAAUCCAAAUGGUGACCGACCUCUUGGUCCGUGGUGUUAUACGACAGAACCUGAGGUUGAGUGGGCAUAUUGCAGCGUCCCACUGUGUGAAUGUAAACUCGAUCCUUUUGGGAAUAACUAUUUCGGCAAAAAGUCCAUGACAAACAGCGGUGAACUUUGCCAGCGCUGGGAUUCGAGGACUCCGCAUAACCACUCAAGUUACGAUCCCGAGGCUUUCCCGGACGACAGCCUCAUGGAAGCUUCGAACUUCUGUAGAAAUCCAGACAUGACUCUUAACGGUCCAUGGUGUUACACACAAAACCCGAACGUCGAGAAAGAUUUCUGUCAUGUUCCCAUGUGUGAUAACUAUCCUGAUUUCGUUAUUCCAACUCUAAGACCUCCACAUGUUGAAGAAUGUAAGAAGACACGUUUGGGGAAAAAUUACAUGGGGCGGAAUAUAUACACAACGAGUGGCAAGGUUUGCCAAGAUUGGACAUCACAGUAUCCACACAGACACGACGUGUAUGAAGACAGCCAGUUCCCGGACUACACCAUUGGAAGUGCUUUGAACUACUGUCGCAACCCUACAAACAAACCAAAUGGUCCUUGGUGCUUUACUACAGACAUAAACACAGAAUGGGAAUACUGCGCCAUUAAUUAUUGUGAUUGUAUGGAGACGCCACGUGGUGAAACUUACGACGGACAUAAACUUAAAACGUUAUCGGGCAUCCCAUGUCAGAGAUGGGACUCUCAAACUCCCCACAACCACACAUUCGUUGACAGCGACCUUUUCCCAGAUGCAACACUAAACGAUGCGGCCAAUCACUGUAGGAAUCCAAACGGACGGCCAAAUGGUGUUUGGUGCUUUACAACCGACCCAAAUAUUGAGUGGGAAUACUGUGGUGUCCCGAUAUGUGAAUGCAAUGAGCAUGCGAAGGGUCGUUAUUACAGCGGAAGUCAAACGUCCACUCGGUCGGGCAAGUCGUGUCAAAGAUGGGACAAACAGAUACCCCAUCAGCAUAAAAUUAGAGCAACUGAUCUUACUGACGGUAACCUCACAGCUGCUGGACCUAAGUGUAGGAAUCCCAAUGAUAGAGACAGACCUUGGUGUUUUACAACAGACCCUGAUACAAGGUGGGAAUUCUGUGAUAUUCAAAAUUGUCGGCUAGACGGUUUGUCAACCACGCCAUCCCCAGAUAACUGUCCUCGAAGAAUAGGUAGAUACCCUACAAAUUUGCAGCGUACGGGGGAUAACUCUGCCCAUCUUAUGAUCUCCAACACAUUCCCUUGUGAUGGAAUAAUAACAGCCUGGGAAUACUGGAGGAACAAUCUCGAAUCUGUUGGAUAUAUCUCAACAUGGCGAUGGGACCCGGAUGUUAAAAACAACGUGAUCUUAAUUUCAAAAACUGCUCUUCUGCCGUUGGUUGGUCUCGGCCGUCAUAUCUAUACGCUUCGAACACAUAUCAAUGUCAAAAGGGGAGAUUUUAUUGGGGUCCAUUACUCAAGGUUGACUAGAAAUCCGAUGUUACCAAACUCUCGUGGUGACAAUGAAGUGCCAAACUGGGAGCUCUUCGACACGAUUAACAUCGCUAGGUUUAACGAAGAUUUUAAAGUCGGCAAUAAAAUAGAUAUUGGAGGGAUAACUCCAAUUAGGAGCACAUAUGCCCUGCAAGCUUGGUUCAAAGGAACUGGACCACCUCGACCAACGAGUCCUAUAGUAUCAACCGUCCAUCCAGCCUCAUCGACUGCGCCUACACCAGAUGAGUGCCCGAAGUAUAUUGGGCGCUUCCCUACUGAUUUACCACGAAGAGGGGGCACCUGGGCGCAUAUUAUGAUCAACAAUUCAUUCCCGUGUGACGGCAACAUCACAGCUUGGCAUUACUACCGAUCAAACACGGAAACUGCGGCGUACGUAGCAGUAUGGCGGCGUGACCCAGAACCUAAUAAGUACAUUUUAAUAAAGCAAUGGGAACUGGAUCCAAUAGAAAACGCCUUAGGAAAUAUCAUACACGAAAUAGACAAGAGCCCUGUUAAGAAAGGAGAUUGUAUUGGUAUCCAUUAUUCUAGAACAACCAAGGUCCCUGCUAUAUCGAAUUCUCGAGGGAAUGAUGGUCUAGUGGAUAUGGGAGAGUUGUUUGAAACAAUCAAUAUUCCAAGGUUUAAAGAAGACUUCCAUGAAGGAAACAAACUUGACUUUACUGGUAUUGAACCAAUUGCUACCACGUAUGCCCUACAGGCUUGGUUUGAAGGUGUACCAUCCAAUACCAAGAAACCGUUACAAACAGGUAAACUUGGCGUUGGAGGUAUAAUUGGCAUAGUCAUAGCUAUAGUCCUAGUGGUGGUAUUAGUUGUUGCAAUAGGACUCAUCUACGUCGUGAGAGCAAAGGGGGUUAACCCUAUCGAUAAUUUAAAAAGGAAAAUUGCAAGAAAAACUAACGAUAAUGUUUUAAAGGAUAGUUUCGAUAAUCCUGCAUACAAUCAGGCAACGAACGAUUCUAUGAGUUGAUUUCAGUAUGUGUCCAUCUACUUACUGGUGAAAUUAUUAGAAAAACAGAAGUCAGAUGGUUGUUACUAUUCCAGCAUAGUUAGCUUCACAUAAUGGAAGAUAAUACAUUUGCCUAAAUACAAUCUGAUCUGAUAUAAAAUAACUGCCUGUCUGAAGUCGACUGCUGUAGACAGACCGUUUAUAAAUUUCAAUUUUAUAUAGGUUAAGUAUAUACAGAAAAAUAUAUAAAGGAAUAAGGCCAAAGGCUCAAUAGAGUGUGGACAAAUUUAAGCAGAGAACCACUUUUUUGAAUGACCGAGGGAGCCAGUAUUAAAUGUUGACAUUCAAGAUACAUUCAAAAUUCAAGUACAUAUGAUCAUCCAAAGUCCAGUGAGUCAUGUGGCUAAAUUGUUCUUACAC